GACCUUUAGCACAUUUUACUCCAGUUUAUUAUUUGCAUCCUCAUGGACUGAAGAAAACUCAACAAAGCAUGCUUAAAGAAAAUUAAAAAACAAUUUGUGAGCUAUGGUUAAGUCAUAUAAAAUGAAAAUUGUGUUUUAGUUCUAUGCUUGACCAGAAAAAAAGGAGAUCCAACUCUCCGGAGAAAGAAAAGGGAAGAGGCGCUCCAGAUGUUUUUAGCUCCUCCUCUUGCUCCACUCUUUCUCAAAACAUUCCUGCAAAGUUAGUCCCUUUGCAUGAGGGCACACAUACUAACACACUUUUUUUUGUUUCGAGGCAAUCACCUCUGCUCUUCAAGAUGAGAGCUUUACAGCUCCUCGUCCUUCUUCUCUUUGGCCUGGUUGGGGCACAGCAGAAGGCGCUUAUGGACUACUUGGAAAGAAGACUCCUUGCCAUUGAGGACCGCAUCUCCUUGUGGCACGAGCAGACCAGCCGCUAUGCCUCUGAGCUGCGCGAGUUCAAGCAGCAGAUGGUGGCACAGUUAGAGGGCCUGGACAAGACCAAGGAGGCGCUGAGGACCGAGCUGGACACGGUGGGGACGCGUGUGGAUCGCGUGGAGAGAGAGAUGGACUACCUCGAAACCCAGAACGGUGCGCAGCCUUGUGUGGACGUUGAUGACAAGUUGGUGGAACAGCAGGUGACGGUUGUCAAGGAAAGGAACAAAGCAAAGUACUCCAAGCUCACAGAUUGUAGUGACAUGAUCUCCAGCAUCAAAGCCAUGAAGAUCCUCAAACGAGUGGGUGGCACCAAAGGAAUGUGGACGAAAGACAUGGGAGCCGCCACCGGCAAGGUGUACAUCUUAAACGGGACAGACGAUAACACCCUGUAUGAAUUCGGUUCAGUCCGUGACCUCACAUCCUCCCAGGGACUAUCAUCCGCCACGAGCAUCCAGCUCUCCUCCUCCUGGAGAGGUAUGGGCCAUGCGGUCUACAAACACCACCUGUACUACAUGAAGGAGGGCGAGGAAACAAGACUAAUAAAGUUUGAUCUACAGAAGAGCAUUGUUGUGGACAGUGCCGUCUUCCCGGCCAAAAAUCAGCUCCCCGUUUACAGCCUGAAUCCAGAGACCUACAUUGAUCUAGCGGUAGAUGAAGAAGGUCUGUGGGCCAUCUUCGCCACACAGGAGAACGAGAGGCACAUCUCUCUUGCCAAGGUAGACCCUAAAACGCUAGACAUUGAGCAGACGUGGGACACUCCUUGCGUAAGGGAGAACGCUGAGGUGGCGUUUGUGAUCUGUGGUACUGUCUACGUGGUGUAUAACUCCAAACUGCCCAGCCGUUCCAGAAUCCAGUGCGUCUUUGACGUCAGCGAUAUGGUCACUAAUGACGACGCUCCACAUGUGUACUUUCCAAAGCGAUAUGGCACUCAUUCCAGUCUUAAAUACAGUCCUGUGGAGCAGUUGCUGUAUGCAUGGGAUGAUGGAUAUCAGAUCCUUUACAAACUGCAAAUGAAAAAGAAACUGGAGGUGUAGAAUGAAUCCAGAAGAGGGCGGAGCUGCAGAGGACAUGGCCAUGUUAUUGGUUCAUUUUUACUUGGGCAAUCCAUCUUAAACAUAAUUCACACAUCAAAGCGUUUAAGUGUUAAAGGAAAGCACAUGUUUAGUUUAGUUAGGUUGCUUACUAGAAAUAAAUGUAAUGGGCUUGAAAAAUACUGUAUGUUUGCCAGGAGCAGAACUAUUAAAAUGAUUUUAUGUCUU
Molecule: messenger RNA, 1733 nt
Organism: Triplophysa dalaica
Lineage: Eukaryota; Metazoa; Chordata; Actinopteri; Cypriniformes; Nemacheilidae
Gene: olfml3b
Product: olfactomedin-like 3b
Exons: 3
Coding region: 144-1508 (454 amino acids)
Biological process (GO): signal transduction
Source: RefSeq, a predicted model, not a curated record